AUGGCCGACAAGAGCGCUUCCCUCCCACCCUACCAACAAUAUCAAUCACCACUACCACAACAACAGGGCAGCAUUCCUCUUAACAACGGGGCACAAUAUCCCCCGGUAGCUACGAACCAGGGCGGUUUCUAUGCUCCACAACAACAACAACAACAACAACACCACGCGCCUCAAGGCUACCAACAGGGCGGAGGCGGAUAUGUGCAAGGCCCAGGGCCUACCCAGAGCCAGCAGCAACCGCAGAGAGAAGUGGUAGUAGUGCAACAGAAGGGUAGUAGUGGGUGUUGUGGCUGCCUUGCUGGGUUCUGUGCUGGUUGUACCGCGUGCUGUUGCUGUGGGUGUACGGUCAUGUAA
Molecule: messenger RNA, 354 nt
Organism: Venustampulla echinocandica
Lineage: Eukaryota; Fungi; Ascomycota; Leotiomycetes; Helotiales; Pleuroascaceae
Exons: 1
Coding region: 1-354 (117 amino acids)
Source: RefSeq, a predicted model, not a curated record